CACAAACAAGCGGCUGUCUCAAAUGAAAAGUUAUGCUUUUUAAAAUUCAUUCAUAGAAUCUCUGCUCUAGUUCUAGAUUUUUCUAGAUUCUCUUUGUAAUCUAAAAAUCAAGAAUAUUAAAAAUGAAACUGACUUGUUGCCCAAGUUGUAAAGAAAAUUUUACACUUUUAAACAUAUCGUUGAACAAAGUACAAUCUAGGCAACCUCUUAUUUUGAGAUGCGGACAUACAUUUUGUGAAGUAUGUCUUGCACACAGGACCAAAAAGACAGAAACAGUUGUCCCUACAGAAUCACUGCAAGAACACACAUCACCAUUUCAUGUGGCUUGUUCAACCUGCCAGCAUGUCACCUCCUUAGAGAAUGGUAUAAAAGACCUACCAGUGAAUGUUUACCUCACUGCAUAUAUUGGAAUCAGUCAGAGAGCUAAACUAGACCAUCAGCUUGGCACUUUUACCCCUUCUGUUUUGCUUCAAAAGACACUAGAUGCUGUUGAAGAUAAUAAUGCUAAUAAUAAAGUUACAGAAAAAUGUAACAUGUGUCAUGUAAAAGAUAGUACUUGUAAAUGUAUUGAAUGUGAAAGUGUUCUUUGUUUUUCAUGUUUUGAUAAAGUUCACAAAAUAUCUGCAUCCAUCAAACAGCAUAAACCAGUCCCACUAAAAGCUAAUGUUUCUAGUAAAAUUGUUUUUGAAUCCACCUGUGGUGAACAUAACCGUCCGAUUGAAUACUAUUGUGAGGAAGAUUCGUCUGCAAUAUGCUCACGUUGCUAUAUUCUUGGUAGUCACAAAAACCAUCCCAUUGUUUCUUUUGAAGAAAAGAAUAAACAGUUAUUACCAGAUAUUGAAAAUGAACUGCCCAAUGCAUCUUUGGUUUUGAACAACUUAAGGAAGGUUGACAAAAAAAUAUCAUCAGCUUUUCCAAAUGUUAAAGCUGAAGCAAAGUCUAUCAUUGAUCAUAUAAAUCAAAGUUUUUUAACAUUGCAUUCUAUGCUACAGAUUCGAGAAAUGGAACUACUUGAUUCUCUUAGUAACAUGUUCAAAGAAAGUUGUGUUGAGCUGAAAAACCAAAAGCAGUUUUUUAAGCAACAACGUUUAAAUCUAGAUGAAGCUAUAUCAGAUGCAAAAAAGUUGAUUGACAACAGUGCAUUAGUAAUAGAUGGGAAUUCUUUGUUGGAUGCACUUAAAGGUGCUAGAUCUAUUCCUUGUAUUGUUGUGAAGAAAGAUGUAUCAUCCUGUGAAAAUAUUAAUUGGGAAGAAAAUAACAUUAAGGAAUUGAUUAAAGCUGUUAACUCUUUUGGGAGGAUUUCUGGAAAAGUACAACAAAAAAUUGAUUUCAAGACAAUUGAAGAAGCACCUGAAGAAGUUGAAGAGGAUGACAGAGCAAGCAUUUCAUCUUUUGGCUCAUCAUUGGUUAGUGACAUUGAACACGGAUCUGCAGAUGUGUUUGAUGAAUUCAUGGAGAAAAGGGAAAUUCAAGAUACAGACCCUAUUGAGCUACAAAAAACUGAGUUUCUUCAUGAAGAACUUGUUAAGCCUGUUGUUAAAGGGCCGCUUCAUCAUUCAAUAGUAACUCACAUACGCUCCCCAAAUGAUUUCUAUGUACAGUUGACCAAUAAUAAAAAUAAACUUGAUACUUUGUCUCACAAUAUAAACACAUGGUGCCGUAAAAAUGCAUCCCUCAAGCAUGCACCAAUAAUACUUGAAAAACAUAUGAAUGUACUUGCUCGCUACUCAGUGGACAAGCUCUGGUAUAGAGCAAAGGUUCUGAAUGUUGAAGUACCAGCAGACCAGACAAAACAAGAAGGUUUCAAAAUUCGUGUCAUGUACAUAGACUUUGGCAAUGAAGAAAAUGUUACCUCGAAAGAUUUAAGGCUGAUGGAGAAGAGAUUUUUAAAGUAUCCUCCUUUUGCAAUACGUUGCUCUUUAUAUGACUUUGCCCCUUAUGAGGAGGACACUUUAUGGUCAGUUAAAGCUAUUCAAGAGUUCCAUCAGAUGACUCAAAAUAAGGCUUUUCUGCUCUCAGCCCUGAACAGACAAGAUGAGAUUUAUGAAGUUGAUCUUAUCGUCUUACCAGCGGAAAAUGUUACUGAUGAUGGUUUUAUUUCUUUAAGAGAUAUUAUGGUCUUCUUAGAGCUUGGACGUUUCAGGACUUUCAGUGAUGCUGCUGGAAAAGUUCCAUCACCACCAGCAUAUCCAAAAAUUAAGUAUAUUAAGCCAACAUCUUUAAUGAGUGGGAAAAUUGUUGAUGUCACAGUAACUUGCGUCAAUUCACCUUUGGACUUUUACUUAGUGCGUGAUGGUGUGGAGAAAGAUUACUAUCAGAUAAUGUUUGAAAAAAUGCAGGAAACUUAUAGUAAAGAUGCCACCAACUUAUAUUCUCUUUUCUACCCCCGACCUGGUAUGGUCUGUGCUGUUAAAGAUGAAAACAGUAAAUGGUACAGAGGAGAGGUCCUUGCUCCAUCAGAGCAUAGACAGGUAAAAGUAAAAUUUGUUGAUGUUGGAGCAGUUGAAAUAGUUCAAUAUGAGCAGCUGAAGAAGUUACACUCAGAAUUUUUUAAGCUACCAAUACAGGCUGUUUGUUGUAAGUUGGCAGAUGUUUGCCCUGUUGGUGGGCUAGAUGCUGCCUGGUCAGAUGAAGCAGAAAUUUGGUUUCAAAAUGUCUUGUCUGGAACAAGAGGAUGUGUUAAAGUUGUAAGGUGGGCUGAAGUCACAGAAAUGGUUCUGUGGUUAGGGAACAAAAGUAGCAUUAAGAGUUUACAAUCUGUCAACUGCAAACUGGUGGAAAUGGGUUUGGCUCAGAGCACAGGCUUGGCAUCAGUGAGUGCAGUCCAAGAAUCUUAUGCUAUAGGCUUGGAUGAACGUGACUCAGGUGAGACUAAAGCCAGCAGAUGUGAAGGCUCUUAUCCAGAGGCAUCCUCAAAAGCUAAAGUGAUGAGGGUAAGGGGAACCUUCAGUGACAAAGAAGCCUCACAUGUUCAUACUAAAAACAGGAGAGACAGAAAAAAAUCAACAUCUCCAUAUACUUCCCCAAUGCAAGAAAGCACUAGUAACACCAAAUUAUCAGCCAGAAGUGCUGGAAAACAGGACACACAAAAAACAGGCCCAUCAAGGGUAAAACAACAGAGCAAGACUUUGGAUGUAAAUAUUCAAAAGCAAUCAUCAGAAAAAGAGAAAAUUCAGCGAGAUAUUCAACGAGCAAUGAGUGUCAACAGUGAUGAUGAAGGGCAAUCCAUCCAGAAUGCAGUCUACAUAGAGGUGGUUGUUAGUAACUAUAAGAGUCCUUCAGACUUUUUUAUAAGGAUUCAAGAAAAAGAAGAAGAACUCAGUAAACUUAUGGAAGACAUGCAGAAGUUUUACACUAACUCAGUUUCCCCCACAACUCACCAAUGGAAACAAGAAGAAUAUUGUGCUGCUAAAUACUCUGUUGAUGAGCUAUGGUACAGAUGCAACAUAAAAACUAUAGAAAAUGAAAACUGUCAGGUUGACAUGGUAGAUUAUGGCUACAGUGAUCUGGUGAAAUGUUGUGACCUGCGUUGCCUUAAUCGUGAACUUGGGACUCGACUAGAGGUAGCAGCUGUAAGAUGCCACUUGGCAGAUUUAGUUCCUUCAGGAUCUGAUGGGACCAAGUGGCCACAUACUGCCACUGACUUUAUGAUGAGCAUAAUACAAGCCAAGAAGCUGUAUAUUAAGCAAGAAGGUGAACUGAAAGACAACAGUCUCCCAAUAGACAUCAUUUAUGAAGAAGUAAUACCAGAAACUGCCUUUGACCCUGUCAUAAGAACAUACCACUCCUUAAGACAGAGCAUCAUUGAUAAUGGUCUUGCAAUGCCUAUGAAGAGGGGUAGUCAAAUUGCAAGUGCAACAGAAGGUGGCGUGGCUCCGUUCCAUAAGCUGAUAUUUGAGGAAAACAUGAAAGUUUCAAGUGAAGAAACAGAAGCAGUGUUAAUUAAAGAGGCAGUGAAACCAGAGGAAGAUUGUGAUGUACAGCCGGAACCUUUAAAACCCUUAUCUUUUGUUCCUGAUAGUGAGGACAGGUGUAGUGACUUGAUAAAUGUGAUGAGCAUUCCAGCCUCACCAGUUCCAGAAGUUGGUACUAUGUUAAGAGUUGUGCCCACAUUUAUCAGCUCAUCUGGUGCUAUCUGUUCACAACCAGUGACAUGGACAGAAACUAUUGUUGAUCUGGAGAAAAAACUUGUACAAAUUUAUGGUACUUGGGAACCUAAGGUUGAUGAAAAGCCAGUGAAAAAAUGGAAAACUGGAGACACAUGUGUAGCGCCAUUUGAUGAAGACAAGCUGUGGUAUAGAGCUGUAAUAAAAAAUAUUAGCUCCAACAAGGCUGAGGUAUUCUACAUUGAUUUUGGCAAUUCCUCUCUGGUUAAUGUCUGGGACUUGUGUGAGAUACACCCUGACCUCUACAACAUUCCCGUUCUAAGCUAUUGUUUUUAUAUACAUGACCUUGAACCAUUCCCAUCUGUGUGGGAGAGGUCAGCUCUGGAGGACAUACAUAGGCUUGUUAUUCCUUAUGAGUGUGCUGCAACUGUGCGGGCAGUGGAUGAGAACAACUUGAUUAUGGUGGACCUUAUCCGGGUGGCAGAUGGCCUUAACUUGAAAGACUACUUGGUUUCUAAAUGUGUGGCUUUAUGCAAGAAUGAUGACAGACACAUCUACACCCACAGCAGCAUUAUAGGUCAGAUUGUGCUGAACAUCCAAGAGUGUCCCAAGCUAAAGAUGGGCAACCUGCACACAACAUUCAGGGGUUUGAUCACCCAUGUAGAGAGGCCAGAUGUUAUCUACCUGCAGCGCUCAUUGAUGAAUAAGCCUGCUGGGGCUAAAGAUGAAUGGAAUCAAAGGAUAAAAGAGUUUGAAGUACUCAUGGAGAAUCUCAAUUCUUCAAAUUCUGGUGUAUUGGAUAGUUUGCCAAUCCAGGGCACGCUAGUAGAAGGCCAAUACACAGUGGACGAUAGAUGGUACAGAGCUGUGGUAGUCAUGCCAUAUCCAAGCAAUAAUCUUUGUCUUGUUACCUACUUUGAUUUUGGAACAACUGAAAUAUUACCUCUAAAUCGCAUGAGACCUCUGCAUGAUGACAGUAAAAAAUUCCCAAUCAUGGCAUGGAGGUGUCAUCUUGCAAUUCUUCCCCCAAAAAAUCUUGGUGGCAAAUGGACAAAUCAGCUGCAACUAGCUAUAAGUAAUCUGCUCAUGGGAAAAGAAGUUAUUGUUAGAAUGAUCAAGCUAAAGCCACGCACCGUAGAGUUGUUUGAAGAUGACACAGGAGAGGAGGUCCUGAAGAAGAUGUUUCAAGAAGGCUUGGCUCAGCCAGCAGAUCUUCAGAAUGAUGUUGUGUCUGAUAACGAGGAGCUGCUGACAGAAAAGAUGUUUCAAGUUGGUGAUAUUGAAUGUCGUCUAACAGAAGCAGAAGUAGAGGAGAUCGAAAUGCUUGUUUCCAAUCCAACAUUAUUGAAAGAAAAUUUAGCCAAAGUGGGGCAAGAAAAGCCUUUCUGGACAGUAGGGUAUGAAUCACUACUUACGGAAGACCAACGCAAAGAGAUGGUAAAUUUUCUAGCAAGGAAAGUAAUUAGUUCUAAAUUGAAGGAUUCACCUCAAAAGGUUAAAAGUCACCUAAAAACACCUGGUAACUUAGAUAGUCCAAGCUCUGUAAUCAGCUCUGAUGUUACUCCAUCUAGGAAACUAGAAAAGAUGGCAGUAAAGGAAUCAUUAAAUCUAGAAGUUGUUGGGGAUGUAACUGCUAGUGGUGAAGAUGAUGAUGCUUGGACAACAGAAGAGGAAGAGACAGAUGAUGAUGCAACUAACAGCCUAACAAACAGUAGAAAUGAGGGUUCCUCUAACAAUUUGAAGACAACAGAAAACAACAAAGAACCUGUUGGAAAAAGAUUGGUAGAAACCAAUUUGGGACUGUUCACCCCAAAGCAGAUUUUGAAAAGAGAACAGCCUAGUGAUAAGAAUUAUUCUGAAGUUGAUUGAUUGAUGUUUUUUUUUCUAAAGCUUAUUGCUUUAAAAUUUGUUUUUUUUUAAAUUUUCACCAGGUGUAAAUAACAUUUAACUUUCAUCAGUAUUCAAAUUUAUUUCAGAAUAUUUUUUGACAAAACAAUAAUUUAUUAAAAACCAUUGUUAACUAAAGGGAUUAUUGAUCUUUAGAAUUUAAGAUUAAUUAAGCAUUCCUUAAGGUGUUAACUUAUAUUUUUGUUUUUAUUUUGCUUAAAGAUAUUUUUUAUAAUUUGAACAAGCAGCUUUUGUUAAGAGUUUUUUAAAAGUAUUAUUAUUAACUUCAUUUAGAAAAUGUACUUGAUUAUUCCAUAAAAUUUUUGCUAAUUAUUACUUCUGUUACAAUGUUACUGGCCAAGUGAUUCUUUCAAGAACAGGCUCAUGACAUAAUGGAUCCCAUCCACUCAGAUUGUAGUACGUCUUUAUGGUUGGGAGACGUCACAGGAAUUGCCUUCGAGCCCGGUGAUUUUAUGUC
Physella acuta is the source of this 6471-nucleotide messenger RNA. RefSeq lists its product as uncharacterized. NCBI's taxonomy places the organism in Eukaryota, Metazoa, Mollusca, Gastropoda, Physidae. Gene Ontology annotation, molecular function: zinc ion binding. The record is from RefSeq and is a predicted model, not a curated record.